UUUAUUCUUGAGAAGCUAAGAAGGAAGUGGAAGCUCAUGCUUCACCUAGAAAACUCACAAGUCUAGAAACGUUUGAUCAUUAUUGCGAUUUGGAUCAAUUAAUUAAAGGCAAAAAGUUCGAUCGAGAGACUCGUAAUAGCGAAUCCCGUACCAGGUUCUUUUUGUUUCGAUUUUCCUCUCUACAACUAUCCUGGCCCAAGGGAGAGUUGGAAGAGAAAGCUGAAGAAGAAGCUCAAAGGUGGUGCCGUAGCUGUAGUUAUAGCUCUGUGAUCACGGCACCGAACCAUCAGAUCAAUGGCUCUCGACGCCGAAGCUGUACCAGCGGCGGAGUUGGCGCUUGCUGAUACCGACAUCAACUGGAACAGGUUGGACAAGACAAAGUUUCAUAUAAUUGGAGCAAUUCUCUUUACUGCUCAGUCAGCCUUGUUACAUCCAACAGCGGUUGUAAAAACUAGAAUGCAAGUUGCUGGAUCUGGUCUGUCUCACAUGCGUGGACUGUCAGUUUUCUGGAAUAUAUUGAAGUCUGAUGGAAUCUCUGGCUUAUAUAGAGGUUUUGGUACUUCAGCGGUUGGUUCAUUACCUGGUAGGGUACUGGCUUUAACAUCACUGGAAGUAUCGAAAGACAUAAUGUUGAAAUAUACUGGAAGUCUGCAAAUGCCCGAAGCAACUCGUGUUGGUCUUGCUAAUGGAGUGGCAGGCAUGAUCUCAAAUUUGGUUUCAUGCAUAUACUUUGUGCCGUUGGACGUGACUUGUCAGAGGAUGAUGGUUCAAGGGCUACCUGGAACCACCUUCUGCAAUGGGCCACUUGAUGUUGUGAGAAAAGUGGUGAAAGCUGAAGGAUUUCGUGGUUUAUAUAGGGGUUUUGGAUUAACGGCUGUAUCUCAAUCCCCAGCAUCUGCUCUCUGGUGGGGUGUCUAUGGUGCUGCUCAGCAUAUCAUAUGGAGGAGCUUAGGAUAUCGAGAUAGCAUGGAGAAGAAACCUUCUCACAUGGAGAUGGUUACUGUUCAGGCUACAGCUGGAAUGGCGGCAGGUGCUUGUUCGUCUAUUAUUACAACUCCUCUAGACACAGUAAAGACACGACUUCAGGUCAUGGAUAACUAUGGAAUUGGAAGACCAUCUGUGCUCAAGACAUCAAGAGCACUCUUCAAGGAAGAUGGAUGGUUGGGGUUUUAUAGAGGCUUUGGACCUCGGUUUUUGAAUAUGUCACUUUAUGGAACCACGAUGAUAGUCACAUACGAACUGAUCAAGAGACUUUCCUUAAAGGAGAUCGUGACAUCUUGAAUGGGAGGGACUUGUGCGGGACGUUUAGAAGGAAUAGAAUAGUAAGCUAGAUGCUUCAUUUUUUUUCAUUCUUUUUUCCAUCUUUUUUGGAUGGUGGGGAAUGUAAGCAGCAGAUGAAACAUAGAAGCAACACAUUGACACAGGAUGGUACCAAACUAGCAACGGUACAAACGUAGAUCAUUCCAUUUUUCCUUUCUGUAUGCUGAAACACAGGUGUCCUUUUUACAAUUCUAAAGUCACCAAUAUGAAUUUCAUUUUGUUAGAACUGUAUUCAUGAACUAAUGGAAAGAUGAAUAAUAUUUCAUUGAUUUGUAGGAUUUCUUGCAUGCUUGAAUCAUUGAUUUUUUCCCCUCUUGGCGGUGUAGUAAGCAUCUUAAACUAGCAGUGGAUGAAUCAUAGCGAUAGAAUCAUCAUUGACACAGGACAGAUCUUAACUUGCAGUAGUUGAAACGUAGACCAUUCCAUUCUUGUAAUCAUGAACAAACGGAUAAAAUGAAUGAUGUUUCAUUGAUUUGUAAGACUGUCUGCAUUCUUGAAUCCCACCACCAAUGCAAAGUUGCAAUACCGUCGGAGCCUGCUGGCGGUGACUUCAGGUGAAGGGCCCAUGGUUUUGGAGUGAUCAGCCAGAGAAUUGGAAGAGUCUGUGUAACGGCCCAAAUCUACUGUUAACAAAUAUUGUCUGCUUUGACUCGUUAUAUAACAGCUUCAUGGUUAUAAAAUGCAUCUGCUAGGGAGAGGUUUUCACAUCUUUAUAAAGAAUGUUUCGCUCUCUUCUCCAACCAAUGUGGGAUCUCACAGUUCGAGAAUGUUAUCAUUGGAAACAACUGCAUUCCUACUUCUGUAUUCUCAUACGUCAAUCAAAUCAGCGAAGCAAGGUGAUUUCACUCCAGUUUGUACCACGGAGAUCUGGAUGAUGGCUGCUCAAACAGAGUUUGAUAGAGAGGGUGUGAAGCUCUUAGGAUUGUCUUGAGAUGAAGUUCGAUCUCAUUCCGAGUGGAUCAAGGAUAUCAAAGCCUAUAAUGUGAGUUUUUCGAUAUGCCGUGGUUCUUUUGGUAUUUGAAUAGUUAGGAAAAUACGGUAGCAGUA
Molecule: messenger RNA, 2367 nt
Organism: Cucurbita maxima (winter squash)
Lineage: Eukaryota; Viridiplantae; Streptophyta; Magnoliopsida; Cucurbitales; Cucurbitaceae
Product: solute carrier family 25 member 44-like
Exons: 8
Coding region: 295-1281 (328 amino acids)
Source: RefSeq, a predicted model, not a curated record